Messenger RNA from Nannospalax galili (Upper Galilee mountains blind mole rat), 3880 nucleotides. It is a transcript of the gene Fam8a1, whose product is annotated as family with sequence similarity 8 member A1. NCBI's taxonomy places the organism in Eukaryota, Metazoa, Chordata, Mammalia, Rodentia, Spalacidae. Bases 140 to 1000 code for a protein of 286 amino acids. The record is from RefSeq and is a predicted model, not a curated record. The transcript is spliced from 6 exons.
GCGGGGUUUCCGCUUCCGGCGGCGGAUUGUUGACGCCCGCCGCUGCUGUGGUAGCGACCCUACGGUUGUGGUGGAGGGGCGGCUGGGGCCGGGCCGCCGCGCCGUGACGGGCUCUGCGGAGGGGGCCGCCGAGGCGACGAUGGCCGACGGGCCCGAGGAAGCCCGCAGCCCGUGCGGACAGGACGGCGGCGGAGGCGACCGCGAGCCGGUCCCCUCCGGGCGAGGCCCUCCAGCCGCCGCUCCGGCUCCGCAGACCCCGGACCGGGCCCUCGCGGCCGCCGCCCCCGCCGGCGAGGAGCCCCGGAAGUGCAGGGAGGCCGGUGCGCAGGAGCCGGCUGGCCGCGAGGGUCCCGACCGGCAGCGGCUGAGCGCGGGCGCGCAGGUGCAGGCGGCGGGCCGGCCGGCUCCCGGCAGCAGGGCAGGAACCGCGGCCCCGGCGCGGACGGCCAGCGACCCCGGGCGCCAGGCGGGCAGAGAGUAUGUUAUUCCAUCCUUGGCACACAGAUUUAUGGCAGAGAUGGUGGAUUUCUUUAUUCUCUUCUUUAUAAAAGCAACCAUUGUCUUGAGCAUCAUGCAUCUCAGUGGAAUAAAGGACAUCUCUAAGUUUGCCAUGCACUACAUAAUAGAAGAGAUAGAUGAAGACACAUCAAUGGAAGACUUGCAGAAAAUGAUGAUUGUGGCACUCAUCUACAGAUUGUUAGUUUGUUUCUAUGAGAUAAUUUGCAUUUGGGGAGCAGGGGGAGCUACCCCAGGAAAGUUCCUGCUAGGGCUCCGAGUUGUGACAUGUGAUACAUCGGUACUUAUUGCUCCAAGUCGAGUUUUAGUGAUUCCUUCCUCAAAUGUUAGCAUUACAACGUCCACCAUACGAGCUUUGAUCAAGAAUUUUUCUAUUGCUUCUUUUUUCCCUGCUUUCAUCACGCUGCUGUUUUUUCAGCAUAAUCGAACAGCCUAUGACAUCGUAGCAGGAACCAUUGUGGUAAAAAGAAAUGGGAUCAGAUGAUGUUCCCAAAGCCCUGAAUGACAAGACUAAAUUAUGUAUCAAGGCCACCAACCAAUAUCCCUGACUUACGUUAAUUGAUGAUUUAAAAAUGAAAGCAGUCACUUGCACAUGAUGCAGAGGACUGUUAUGAAAGUGUUGAUUAUACCUGAAUGCCAAAGAACUUUUCCAGAAGAAAAAAAAUCUGUUAAAUUCAAGUGUUAAAAAGUAUUUUUAGGUCAAAAAGGCAAAUGGUUUCAGAAUCAGUAGACAUAUACUUUGACAUCAAAGUUACCAAAAUUUGCUGAAAGCAUUUUCAACUUUAUAAAUCUCCAAAUGAAACUUAAAAAAAUUUUUUUAGCUUAUCCCAGAGUGAUAGAAAAUGCCUAAUUGUGUUUUGUAAACACCUACAAAACUUGUCUAUAAUUCUUGGGGAAGUUGCCUUUGCUUUCUUUGGGCAGUGAGAAAGAGCGUCGAUUGGACAGUCCAUUUCCUCCAUGUCAGGUGUUGAAUCAGCAUCCUGGUAAAGGAGCUAAUGAGGAAGCCUAGCCGACCCUUUAGGCUUUCCAGAAUGUAAUGGUGUGACUUCACACUUCUGACUGCUUAUGUAUUUGGUGGCAAGCUUUUCAUGAUUGUGAUGAAAAAAGUAUUAAGUCAUAUCAUUGAUAUUUUAAAGAAAAGGUAAGUUAGUGAUGGCCUUCAGUGAGGGGUGGGUGGGGGUGGGGUUGUGAAUGUCAAUGUAAAUUCAGCUUACAAUUCAUGUGCAAGUAUUCUCAGUGCCCUAAAAUCAAACUAUAAAUAACAUGGGGGAAGCAUCCAUCAAACCGUAAAACAAUAUAUUGUGUGUGUAUAUGUGUGUGUGUGUGUGUGUGUGUGUGUGCGCGCGCACACGUACAGCAUGAACAAAGUAUUAGUGCUUUUCAGUGUUCAGAAUAUACAUGUAAAUUCUAUUUAUAUACAGUAAACUCCUAAGUGACUUUAAUAUUUUAUACAGUUCCAUGACUGUCAAAACAACAAGGUAUUUAAUCUUAGUAUUCUGUGGAUUUCUCUGUGAAACACCAGCUUUCCCAUUAUGAAUUGUCCCCUCUAAAGCAAGGCAGAGCAUCAUCUCCAGACAGUAUUCUAGCUUCCUUAAGCUCAUUUGGGGCCUGCUAGGAUGAAAUUUGGGGGAAAUAUUAAAGUAACUUGUAUAUGGCAAUUUUAUUUCACUGUUGGAGCACAGUGGGAUUGACAUUGUGUGCUUUUCUUGUGCUCUAGUUAAGCUGUAUUGAAAUGUACCUGCACUGUAGUUUCUGAGUCGAUUUUUCCCAAGAAACACUAUAAAUUGUAUUGCAGUUCAAAAGUAGACUGUGUUUUAAAUAGUAAAUGUAAGCCAUGUCUGUUGUCACUAUAUCAAUUUUAAAGUGGGGUUUUUUCUUUGAAAAUUUUAAACUGUGAAAAUUCAUUUAAUGUCUACAGACACUAAAUUUCAUUACACAUACCUAUGUAAGAUUUCAUAAACCAUGUUUUUCAGAAUAAUUUUAUUUAAAUUAAAUCCAGUUUCACAGAUUACUAAGUAGAUCAUUUACUUGUAGUCCCUGGAAGAUUUUAUGGCUCUUCACAGUAAGAGAAAGGAGGGAAAUUUUUGUCAGAUAAAACUCGGCUUUGGUGUAUGCACUCCUUCCAACUAGGGAACUUGGAUUGAAAUGUGCUUGACUCACACAGCUCUUGAUUAUCAGAACUACUCAGAUAAUUCCGUACUUUGAGGAUUUUUUGUUUUUAUGGUGAAACAAGUAGUCCAGUUUGUCAUAAAGUACAGUGAUGUGCUAUAGACAAGUUCUUUGGACUAGUACCUAGGUCCAGCUAUGGAUUCCAGUUGUGCCAUACAGGCCUGUAAGAUAUGUGAGUAUUACUUUGUCUUUACAAUAAAACCUAAUUCCGAGUUCAGCACUUAGAGAAAGAAAUUUUGAUCGUCAGAUUCUCAAAGAUGGAGAAAAGGGAACUGCGCCCUUUUCCUCGUGAGUCUCCUUUUCAGAACAUGACUGUAUUCACUUAAAGCAAUACUGAUUUCCUGUGCUGGAGUGCAGUUCUCAGUUUGAAAAUGUAUCCUAAAAAGGCAAAAGAUAGAUUCGUAGUAUAUACACUUUAAUUAGUAACAAAAAUUAAAACUCAAGCCUUGUGUUUUCAACAAGCACACCCAGGUUAAAAACUGUAGGAUUGAAUUGGAAAAAUCAUGAAGUCUUGUUGCUGUAUUACCAUUCAGUUAUAAACUGGCAGUACCCAUCACUGAGAGCAUUCUUGGAGUGGCUAAGAGACCUCAGAAGUCAGAGUGCCAAUGCAUGCUGGAGUCAGAAGCAAGUUCUAGCAGUCAUGGAGAGUGGUAGCCUUGCUGGUAGGGCUUGCUCAGUGACUUGACAGUGCUCAAUAAAGCAUCACCCACACUGCUUCUUCCAGCACCUGAGUGAGGCUGAGAAGACAUCCUAGUUGAGUCUUCAGAAGGCCUUGAUGGAUUUGAGAGUUGUAACUCAUGUUCUAAAAGAUUGUUCCCUGCAAUGAUUUGAGUUCCACUUAUACCUGACUUGCUGGAAGAAAGUUAAAAGAUUCCAUUUAUUACUUGGAAAUAAAGGGCUUGGGAGGUGGGGUGCAGGAAGCUAAUGUUUCUUCAAGGAAUAUGCCUAGAUAACAUUCUUAAAUGCUGACAAGGACCCUUUCAGUUCCGUAUCAUCUCCAUCCCCAAGUCUGUACUGCAUGCUAGAAGGUCCUCCAUUCAACUGGUAUGCACAUCUUUCCUUAUAGUCCAUCACGUAAUAGGGCUUGGCCUGCAAACUGUAUCUAAUGGCCCACCCAAAAAUAAAACAGCUCUUUAAAAUUUGUGUGUCACGAGUUUCUAUUUUUUGUCUCAAUAAAUACUUAAGUCAACAGUUA